AUGAACAAUAACGUUGAGGAGCUAUUACGAAAUAUCCCCCUUUACAACAAAUAUGGCAAAGAUUUCCCACGAGAAACAGUAACCAGAUUACAGAUGCCUGAAUUCAAGCUACCACCAUUACAACCAACAAGGGACUUGUUAGAUCCAUGGUACAAAGAAUGUGACAAUGUCACCAAAGUGUGUCAUUUACAUGAUUCUUCGAGUAAAAAGUUCGAUCAGUGGUACAAGGAACAAUAUAUGAGUAAAAAACCACCGGGAAUGAUUGGGAGCACACUCUUAUCUCCUUCAAGAAAGGACAAUUUAUAG
This is a messenger RNA of Saccharomyces eubayanus, 306 nucleotides long. It is a transcript of the gene MVB12, whose product is annotated as ubiquitin-binding ESCRT-I subunit protein MVB12. Gene Ontology annotation, molecular function: ubiquitin binding. The coding region runs from base 1 to 306 and encodes 101 amino acids. The transcript has a single exon. The record is from RefSeq and is a predicted model, not a curated record. Lineage: Eukaryota; Fungi; Ascomycota; Saccharomycetes; Saccharomycetales; Saccharomycetaceae. Gene Ontology annotation, cellular component: ESCRT I complex. Gene Ontology annotation, biological process: endosome transport via multivesicular body sorting pathway.